This is a messenger RNA of Penicillium mononematosum, 2577 nucleotides long. Its product is annotated as Zn(II)2Cys6 transcription factor. The coding region runs from base 1 to 2577 and encodes 858 amino acids. The transcript has 4 exons. Gene Ontology annotation, biological process: regulation of DNA-templated transcription; DNA-templated transcription. The record is from RefSeq and is a predicted model, not a curated record. Lineage: Eukaryota; Fungi; Ascomycota; Eurotiomycetes; Eurotiales; Aspergillaceae. Gene Ontology annotation, molecular function: DNA binding; DNA-binding transcription factor activity, RNA polymerase II-specific; zinc ion binding.
AUGACGGUCGAAAAAUCGCACCCGCAUGCAAACUAUGACAACGUUAUUCCUCAAAACGAAGCGCCUGCCGAGCAACCAACAGCAGACCUCGCCCCCGCCAGAUUCCGCCCUCUCUCCGUCGCAGACACAGGGUCAACGAUAGGCGCCCAAAGCCCCAAUACACCCCCCAUUAGGUCGAGUAAGACCCUUGCCGCACAAACUAAAGUUGCCAUUCCUCGUCAACGCGUCGCAACUGCCCCGCGCCAUAAUCGACGAGUGCCUCGCGCUUGUGCAUCCUGCAGGCAGCGCAAGACGAAAUGCAGUGGUGACACCCCGGUUUGUCGCCAAUGUCGUGAGCUGAGGGCUACGUGUAACUACCCUGAGGGUUGGAGUGAGAGACUGAAAAAACAAGUGGAGACUGUCUCGGAGAAAGCGCAAGAAUAUGAGAAUCUUCUGAAGGAUUUGAGUGGUAUUGUUGACUCCAGUGUCGCGGAGCGGAUCAGGAGCUUGCUGGACAAGCAUGGCCCGGACAUGGAUUAUUCGUCACAUAAUUCCCAAUCUCAAUCACUAACCCCUCAGGAUGACGUCCCGGAAAAUGAUGAACCAUCCUCGCCUUCGUCUAUUGGGUCUCUUGAGGCGAUUGAUCGAGUAGAAGAGGACAUCAAUCGAUCAGAACAUACCAGAGCAACUGGUUAUAUGGGGAAGAACUCGGAAAUUACCUGGAUGCAACGGCUCCAUAGAGAGGCAGAACAACGUGCCAAAGGUCUUCCGGGAAGCCUGGAGCCUGGCCAGGAUCCAAAGACUGAUAAUGCAGUAUCUCUGCAUGCGGUCAAUUAUCAUCUUGAUGACUUGGAGAUUUCUGUGCCCGGACCGGUACAGCUAUAUGCCAUGCCUCCUCGAGAGGUGGCAGAUCAUAUGUUCGAGACUUAUUUGACUACCGUGCAUCCGUUCUACCCCAUCAUCAACAAACCCCUUUUCUCCGCACAGUACCGGACAUUUUUCGAUAGCGCUGCCCGACCCGGUGACAAGUGGCUCGCGAUAUUGAACAUGAUAUUCGCAAUCGGGGCUAAAUAUGGCCAUCUCAUCGACGCACCAUGGCGUGGGAACGAGAAGGACCAUUUGGUAUAUCUAACCAGGGCUAGGAUCCUUAGUAUGAACGGCGAUGUCCUCUUCAGCCAUCCCGAUCUCCAGCAAGUCCAGGUGGAGGGCUUGAUUGCCUUCUACCUUCUCGCUUCUGAUCAAAUGAACCGGGCGUGGAGAAUAUCAGCUUUGGCAGUGCGGUCUGCAAUCACACUUGGCAUCAACAUGAAAAGCAGCAGUCCGGCUACCCCCGAUAUUUCGAAAGAAGCCCGUUACCGAGUCUGGUGGUGUCUGUAUAUGUUUGAGCACAUGCUUGGAAUAAUGACUGGGCGCCCAACUUGUAUCCAGGACGGGGUGUGCACCUCGCCUUUCCCGCUUCCGUUUGAAGAAGAACAGCUACAAGAGCCCACUGCCUUCGAAGUACUCACAGACACUACACUACGAGACGAACGGAUCAAUAACGUCAUGGCAAGUGCAUGUAUUAGACAAAUGCCGCUCCACCCGGCAAAUGGUAAGGAUGGCAGUCACCACACUCGAGCACGAGAUACCAAAUGGCUCAAAAGCCUGCCUGUCAACUACGGGCUCUUUUACCUCUACUAUUGCGACUUGGCAGUUGUCGCGCAAGAAAUUGUCAACAAAGUCUAUUCAGUGGACUGCGUGAUGGUGCCAUGGGCACAGAUCGAGAGCCGGAUUGGUGAACUCAAGUCCCGAACCGAGACAUGGAAAUCCAACCUUCCACCCGGGCUUGACUUCACAGACAAGGAAGAUAAAGGGCCGGAUAUCCUUCGCUGCAAACUGAACUUAGCGUUGCAUUACUACAGUGCGCGGAUCACACUAGGCCGUCCCUGUCUCUGCCGGCGUGACGCGCGCCGAAAGGGCACGAACCCUUCCUUCAGUCACGAAAUGGCAGUGGUGACCCUGGACUCUGCACGGUGUAUGCUAGAUCUGAUUCCUGAUGAACCGGAUGCUCUCCAGCUGUACCGGAUUGCUCCGUGGUGGUGUAUCCUCCACUAUCUCAUGCAAGCGGCGACCGUUCUCCUUCUCGAGCUAUCCUUCGGCACUGUCCACAUGCCAGAAGAGGAGAAGAACUUCAUCAUCCUGUCUAAGAAGGCAGUCCACUGGCUCUUCGCAAUGUCCGGGCAGAGCAUCGCCUCCCGACGCGCCUGGCAGCUCUGCGACCUCAGCCUCCGCAAACUGGCCCAGGGCAUGAAGUACGACGUCAGCGACAUGCCUUCCUACCCGUACACCCCAGAGCCUAGAAGCACUAUCAGUUCGGAGCCCGCACACGGACAGCCCAUGGCUCACUCUGCUACUGCUGGCGAUUACUGGGCCCCUCUACAAGAAGAUCUCUCGGUGUCUGCUCCGGAUGGACCGCCCGCUGAAGACCACUACACCUACCCCAGCAUAACGAUCGCGGAUCUGACGAGCUCGUUGACCGCCGAGGCCCAGGACUCGUACUUCCCCUAUGAUCCUAUCACCAGGGGAGUUUAUGCGUUCUUUCUUCCCUCAUUCCAAUGA